Messenger RNA from Vanderwaltozyma polyspora DSM 70294, 1776 nucleotides. RefSeq names its product Ahc1p (gene AHC1). The record is from RefSeq and is a predicted model, not a curated record. Bases 1 to 1776 code for a protein of 591 amino acids. The transcript has a single exon. Lineage: Eukaryota; Fungi; Ascomycota; Saccharomycetes; Saccharomycetales; Saccharomycetaceae.
AUGGAAGAACAUAAUGAGGACGGUUCACUGAGUAGUUCAAUAGGGAUUUCAGGUGAAGGGUCUCACGUUGGUUUACCUAGCCAAGUUUUAUUUAUGGAUUCUCAGGAAUUAGCAAAUAGGGCUAAUAAUUCAAAUGUCCCACCAUCUGCUUAUUACCAAGUGGCAACACCUAAAUCACCUCAUGAAUUAACGUUAGAUGGUGAUAUUAGUAGAGAAGAUAACCCUGAUUUAAGGCAUCAUUCUGGGGAUAGUGAAGAAACGGAAAGGUUUAAGUAUGAAACCGCUAAGAAGGAAAUUAUGGAAAAAUUAUAUUUACAUACUUUGGUUAAUCAUAAAGAAGUUCAACAAGUGCAGAAUGCCAUUCAACGUGUGGAUGCCCAGAUUACUCUUUUGAAAACAUUAAAUGAGGAUAAGAAAUUAACUGAAAAAGUUGAAGAACAUCAUGAGAAACAAAAUGAAAUUAAGAAAAGAGAAUUAGAAAGCGCCAGAAGCACAUCGUCAGGAUAUUAUGGCGAUGGCUCUUCUACCUCAUAUCUAUCAGGAAAUACAAAUAUGUUGCCAGGGUCCAUGGGGAGUGGUGCCGGUCAAUAUUAUUAUCAAACAAGAAGUAAAAGUCAUGGAAAUAUUAAUGAAGUACCAAAUUUAAGACCAGCGAAUUCAACUAUAAUAGAUAUGAGGAUGAGUGGAUCAAAAUCAAUACCACAAAACUAUAAUAACAAGAACUAUGGUGAUGUUUCUCAAAAAGGUUUCGAUCCAAACCUUCGACAGAGAUCAAAUCUUCAUAGUCAUCACAGAAGAAAUUAUAGCAGCACUUGCUUUUCUAGUAAUAGCGGUGUUGUAGCAAAGACAGAAGAUAAUUUACCAAUAUUUAGAAGGUACGAUGGUAUAUUGAUUAUAAUAUCCUGCUCAAAUUGUAAUAGAGAAGGCUUCACAUCUGCACAGGGGAUAGUAAACCAUUCACGACUAAAGCAUAACACUACUUACCAAAGUCAACUGUUAGCGCUUUUGAAAAAUCAAAAAAUUCUGAGCGAUGACAAGCAAGACCCUGAAGUUCUACAGAAAUUCAAAGAGCUAUCACUAGAUCCAAAUAUAGAAUAUUUACCUACCGAUAUUGCCAUACCAAAUUUCGAUAAGAAGGAAGGAAAGAACCCUUCUAUUUCUUCAAAACUAUCAAGCAGAAAGGAAGAAAGAUCCACUAAACAUUUAGAAAAGUACUAUAACAAUAAGGACGAUUUUGAUGAAUUGGUAUAUAUGGUAAAGGAUGCAUCGAAAGAUUUAGAAGUAGUACUGAAUCAAUCAGAGUCGGAGUCAGAAUCUACAAAUGAACAAGAAAAUGUCAGUGAGCUUGACAGCAUAGUUAAUGAUGAAAAAGAUGAUUCAUCUCCUCUAUACACACCAUCAGCAAGUAGUGUAUCUGGAGCAUCUUCACCAUCUGAGUCUGCUGUUGAAAACGGUGAUACAAGAGAAUCGGCUGAAAACUCAGCUCGAUCAACUCCUUCCCCAACAACUACUACCAGCACAAACAGCACCACUGCACCAACCACCACAACAGCUGCAACUGUAGAGACUAGAAGAAACUUAAGAAAACGUAGCAAUACGCAAAUGGAUAAUGAUACAAAUAAUGACAUAAAAGGAAGACUACGUCCAGCAGAAAAGAAAGCUAGACCAGAUGCAUUAGCGUUUGCAGAAAUACCAGAGCAUGAAAAGAGGUCAUCUCAUUAUAAUUUAAGGGCAAAAUCAAAAUUAAGGCAUAACCAUUAUGACAUCUAUCACUGA